AUGGAUCUUACCGAGAUAGGGGCCUUGCCAAUCCUCAAGGUUCUGGCCCUUGGGCACUAUAUCUUCACUGACAAGAGACAGACAGAUUGGAUUGCAUCCCUAGGUACAAGCAAUAAAAGCGGUGGACUGGAAGAGCUCUAUCUUUACGAAUGUCCUAUCUUGCAUAGAGCCAAGCAAUAUGGGCCUCUGACAGUUGACGGAUAUCCAGUCACCCGCACAGUACGUGACGGCUUACCAGUGAGGGGGCAGUGGCUGCCGCCGGUCACUGAAGAUAGAUCGUAUAGUACAAGAUGGCAUCACGUGCUGUCAGGAUGGAGGGUGAGCAUGACAGGACUCAAGAAGUUCGUCAUGGGAGAGGGAGAUGGCGAUUGCCCAUUUCUCACCUCGGAGGCUAUCUUGCAACAAGAAGAGUACGCACAGAUCGGCGAGGGUGAGAUGAAUUGGCUUUUUGGUCACAAUCGCCACAGAUACUUCGCAUGCACUGACCCAGAGGAGCUCGGCAUUGGUAUGCAGGACUCUUAUCAAACACGCCAUGACAAAUCGAAAAAGGUAGCACUGGGGAAGUAUCUAAAUGGCACGGGGUUGGUGCAAAAGCGAAAGACACGGAUGCAAUACGUUUCGUAUGACGUUGCACUUGACUCUCCUUGGAGUAAAUGGGAUUCGAAUAGAGAUGUGGACUUGGAUGCGGAUGGCGAGGGCUGGGCACCAGAGGAAGAGACUGUCGACUUUGAUGACGCCGCUUACGCAUUGCUUAUGGAGGCUAUCCGAGAUAGACUAGGAUCUUAG
Messenger RNA from Fusarium redolens, 786 nucleotides. RefSeq lists its product as uncharacterized. NCBI's taxonomy places the organism in Eukaryota, Fungi, Ascomycota, Sordariomycetes, Hypocreales, Nectriaceae. Bases 1 to 786 code for a protein of 261 amino acids. The record is from RefSeq and is a predicted model, not a curated record. The transcript has a single exon.